Homarus americanus (American lobster) is the source of this 6288-nucleotide messenger RNA. RefSeq lists its product as uncharacterized. Gene Ontology annotation, cellular component: plasma membrane. The transcript is spliced from 9 exons. NCBI's taxonomy places the organism in Eukaryota, Metazoa, Arthropoda, Malacostraca, Decapoda, Nephropidae. The record is from RefSeq and is a predicted model, not a curated record. Bases 212 to 1750 code for a protein of 512 amino acids. Gene Ontology annotation, biological process: actin cytoskeleton organization.
GACUGUCUUGGAGGGAGGUAGUAACAAGUGUUGGUGUCGUGACUUGUGAUUGAAAAUAAUUUUUUUUGGGAUUUAUAGUGAAUUUAGACAAAAAGUAUCCGGUGGAAUAUAACUAACUCUUGGAUUAUCAUCAGGGAUUGUACUUGAGGUAACUAAGAGUGAGGAGGCCAGCCCGGAUGUCGCCCGCUAACUAACCCUAAGGUUGAUCAAGAUGCUGGUGGAGAACUCGGGAGGAGGUGGGAAUGGUGGUGAGGGCAAGGGAUCAAACAACGGAGGCAAUGGAGGUAAAACUAAUGGAGUAGCGAAGACGACAAGUGGAAGCACCAAGUCCAGCAUGAGUACUAAGAGUAGCAUUUGCAGCAAGCCAGCCCCACCCACACCAUCCAAGAGUACUUCAAGUGGACUGGACUCUCAACUCAUGUACACACCUCCACACGUGUUGAUCCGCUCCAUCUCAUCCCUCUCGCAACACUCCCUCAGGCCAUCCACACCAGAACAUGACCAGGAUGAUGGCAUUGUAUCAGUUCCUGCUCUACGUAAAGGUGUGCUGCUCCAGGCUCGAGACCGUCUCUUCUCACGUUGGAAGGAACGUUAUUUUGUUCUCACCCGGGAUUACCUUGCCUGCUUUAGAAGAGGUUCCACCAAGUACUCUGAAAUGGGAUCCUUUAUAUUUAAAGUCAACCUGGCCUGUGUGGAGUGUGUAGAGUGGCAAGAUCGUCGUGGUGGCCCAGCCUUGGCACUGUCUCUGCCUCGUGAAGGUCGAGUGCUGCUACGAGCAAAGUCAGGUUUAGAUCAGUGGUACAGAGUGUUACUUGAGGCUACAAGUGCCUCACGUCACCGUCGUAGUGCUCUCCGUCGUGGUACAUCUACCACACACCUAAACAAUACCACAAAUAAUAACCUUGACACUACGCCUCCAACAAAAUCAGGUGGAAUACAAUACAGUCUCAGUGGGUCAACACCAGAGAUCACAAGGCUGUGUGAUGCUGUUUGUGAUGAUUCACCAGGUGGCAGCAGUUCUCGUGUUCUCACAAGGCACCAUAGAUUUUCUCUUCUUGCUGAUGUGGACCUUAGUUCUUGUGACACUGAUGUAGCUACUCCGCCCUCCUCAGUCACAUCCUCCAACAAGUUCAGUACUUCAACAUCAGCUUCUAAUACCUCAGGUUCAGGUGGUUCAUCUUCUUUGGCUUCGUCACCUUCACUGCGAGGAUCUUGUGCUUGGCCCCGUCCAUCAUCCCCUCUACGACCUGUUAUAGGUGAUGCUCCCAGGUCAAGACUCUCGUUGUAUGAAGGUGCUCGUGAAAUGCCAACAAGUGCCAAGACGCGUCACUCUGUGUGUCUCGAGCCUCGCGAUCAGGCUCAAGACCUUGCUCGGAAACAGAAGAAUAGACACUCAAUAUGUGUAGAACCUCGUGAUUUAGCACGAACCCGAGCAUCACUUUGCCUGGAGCCACGAAACCCAUUACUGGACCUGAUGGAGAGUGUGGAGGCCAUUCCCUCACUGCUCUCCCCAGAGGGUACUCGACCUCCAACAUCUACUAGAACAUCACCCUCAAAGAGUGAAGGUGACAGAAGAUCAAUCAAUGAUGUGCCACUGAUGGUGAGUGAGGUGGACACUUGCCCUUGUCCAGGAGCCACUCCUUCUCGUCCACGUGCACACUCCACCUCCCUCACACCAGAGCGUUCACUAGGCCCUCGUUCACGCUCCAACUUAGGCUUCUUCCGACACUCAGGCCUCUUUAAUCAUUAAGUUUUGCAGGAAUAUAUUCAUGUAAUAUUAAUUUAAGGCUUGCAUUGUACCUUAUGAAUGUGUACGAACUCCCGCCCCUCUCACACUGCCCCUGAAUGUUUGACUGAUUGACCUGAGACUAUUAUUAAUAUCUAUUCCUUCUCUUGAACUUGAUUAUGAAAAUAAUAUUUUGAAUGCUUAUGAUUUUAUAACCAAGAGUUAUCAAGGAUUAUUGAUGUAAUCUUUACUGAAAUUGGAGAAUCCAAAAUUAUUAUUUAUGAAUAGGACAAAUGAAUGUACAGUGUCUAUACAAGUUAACUUUUAUUUUACAAGCAGUUUCUCAUUUGUUUCCUAUUAUGAAAAUACAUUGUAUUUUGUUCACUGAAUUUCUUGGUUAUAAAUUACAUUCUGUUUAUACUGUAUAUGUAAAUGUUACGUUUUAGAAUUCAUAUAAUGCAUUAUGCCCAUGAUUUCCGUAAUUUUAUUUUCACUUUAUUUGUGCAUUAUGUGACUUUAUGAGAAAUCAGUCUUUUUAUUUCCAAUUCUGCAUCAGACUUUUUGUAUUGGAAAUUUUUUAACGUAUAAAUUUCAGGAAAUACUGUAUUAUGAAAGUCUUGGUUGUGUGGAUGUCUGUACCCACAUCAUAGUUAGCUGCCAAGAUAUCUGCAGUUACUUUUUCAUUUCAAUUUAAUGGAAAUAAAAAUACAGACAAUUGAUAUAAGGUGAUAAGAAUUUUGUUAUUAGUGUGGACAUCACUAAUGGUACAUCACUUUGUAAUUCCCACAAUCAGUAAACACUAUUAAAAGGACAAUAUUUUGUAAAAAAACAAACAAAUUUUUUGGUAAAUUUAAUGAAAGAAUUCUUAGUGCUUACUGUUAGUUUGGAACACAUUUAUUGUAACUUUUGUUGACUUAAGUUAUCAAGUCAAUGAACUUUUAUAUACUUUCUUAGUGUUAAGAAUUGCUCUUGAACCAGUGAAGUAAAUGCUGUUUGAUAUUGACAAGCAUUGCCUGAUACACAAACUAGUCAUUUUCAAGGGUGUGGUCAUUAUAUUGAACAGCAAUAAGUAAGUACACUAGUAAGUUUAUUUUGGACGUGUUGGUAGUUGUAAGUACUGUAUUCAUUAGUUUUGGCUUUCAGUGGUCAUUAAACAAAUUUGCAUUUAAUGUGAAAGCUUCAUGGAUUUAUAAUUUUCUUGUGUGCUUAUUUUUGUUAAACAGUAAAGUAGAGGCUUCAAAAGAAUCCAGCUGGAGUAGAAAUUGACUUUUGGAAACUAGAAGCAAUAGGCUAAUAGGACAACGAUUUAAUGAAUGUCAUUCAGGAGGCUGAAUUAGAAAAAUAAAGGGACAUACUCUAUUUUUUUUUGUUUUUUAAUUCUAUAUUAUGCAAUGGAUAUAUGAACGAUUUAAAUUUAUGGCUGGAAGUAAUUAGGUAAUAAGGAUUUUAGAUUCCUGGAAUUUAUGUCCCAUCAGUUUUAGUCUACAAUAAUUUAGCAGUUAACACUAAGACCUAUGUUCUGUGGAGAAAUAAGUGUUAUAUGCCAAUGGUGCUUUAUUGUAUGGAAGUGAAUUUGAAAGAACAUUACAGGUGAAGAUGAACUGAGACAACACAGCCAUUACAAAGCCUUCUUUAUUUUGUCAGGUUUUUGAGAUAGAUUUGAUGUCCUUUCACCUCUACCUUACAAAACUGCUAUAAAAUACUAUUACUUGAAGUGAAAAGCUUGACAUUGCAAUGCUAAGUUGUCAAGUAAGAACAAGAUUAUUGUAGGGUGCAGCUCUGUACAUAGAAAAUUUACCAAGGGAGUUUCCCACCCAUAACGGUAUAUAUGGUGGGCUGCUUUUAACUUAAAAAAGUGUGAAUGAGGUUGGAUAUAUUUUUAUAUAUAUUCACCAUGCUUUUGCUGGCUAGGUUUUCAAUUGUAGUGCACUUUCAAGUAGUGACAUUAUUGAACAUAAUGUAAGCCAUAAUUUUCUCCAUUGUUCAAAGAUUCUCAUAAAACUAGGGAAUUUAUAAUGCUGACACAAUACUUAAUCUAACAGUUAAAUCCUUGUAUCUGCUGUGACAAUAUCUGAAAGUCUUGUUUUGGAGUGGUAACCAAUUUUUGUGGGCCUGUAGAUCACAAGUGAAAGUUUCUCACUUUUGUUCAGUGAUGCUGUGAGCAAUUUGGUGAAACGUUAAGCAAUAUCAUUACUAACUAGAAACUCCAAAUGUCUUUCAGCUUUCAGGUGACCACCUAAGAAUUUUGGAAAAAAUUAGAUUUGAUUCAUAUUUUAACUGAAUCAAUUAAAUAAUUAAAGUGACCAUAUGGAAAACAUAUGUUAGUCUGCAUAUGUAGGGUAGCAUAUACAGGAAUACCUCGCUAUUUGCAACCCCACUUAUCCGCAAUUGAUAUUUUAAUAACCCUAUUAAAUAUUCACAAAGCAUACCCCACUUAUUCGCAAAGAAAAAUUAUGGUACCCUACAGUAAUAUUUCAAACGGCAUGGGCUAGCCAUAACUCUCAUAUUCCGCUGUAAUGCCCGCUUCACACGAGCGUGUUUUUUCCCGUAUGGUUUAGAAAUUACUGAAAUUCAGUGGGAUCGUUUACACGGCGCACACGCGGGAGAACUCACCGCACGCUUGUACCUGUACUUCCAAACCGAGGCGUGAAAAAACACGCCGAGCGUCCUAAAAAAUUUUUAUGGCAAUGAUAAAUGCUAGUUUAAAUGUUUACACUCAUUAACACCUGCACUCACACAACAUUUACUGGUCCUACAGUAUACACAAGACCCUGGUAGCCUUGGAUAAUGAGGAGUGUACAGUACAGUAUAUCGAAAAAUAUGUGUUGAAAGUUGCCGGCUAGUAACACAUCCCCCCCCUAUUUACAUUUAUUCUUAUAGGGAAAAAUUGCAACAACAUAACCCAAUUUUUUAUUCGCAAUGCCAUUAGGAAUGCAUCUUUUGCAAUAACCGGGGUAUUCCUGUAAUUUAUUUCAUAAAUGUUCUUGUGCUUUUUUUUUUUAAUAAUAAAACCAUUUUGUCUUUGGGAAGUAACAUGAUAAGGAAUGUACAGUAUUUAUUAAAAUGCAGACCUAUGCAGACUUUUUCUUUUUUUUUUUUUUAAAGGUGAGUUUGCACUAAGUUAUUGGGAUAAGACUUCUCACGUGGUCAAGUUUCUUUUGGAUACACUCGUAGGACCUCGUAAUACAAAUACAUCUAUUAUAAGAAACAAGAAAACAUGUAUUGUGAUAACUUGUGCUCUUUCAAUUGAGUAACUGUAAUGUUCAUCUUGUUAAGCUCAUUCACUUUAACUGUGCCAGUUCUUUCUUAAUCUUUUACAUUACUAAGUGGGUAAAUUAUUACCUAGAACAACAAUAAUUUUAAAAGAUCCAAGAACAAGAUGAUUGUGUGAACAUGUGCUCACUUUUCUGUCAUUCUGCUGCUCUUCAGUGUUUCAAGCAUUAAAAGAAAGUUGUACACUAUGGUUGCUAUAAACUUUUUACCACAAGGAGUAAACAAAAAUAUACUCCCAGCAUUAAGAAAGUGUUUCACAAGAUAAAGCUCAACAGCUGUGCUAAUUGACCCUUCAAAUGAUCUUCAUCCACCUUCAUCAUCUAUAGCAUCAUUAUUACAAUUCAUAGAAGUGAAUAGUAGCUUGUUACUAAAUGAGUCAUGUUGACAACUUAAUUGCCAAUUUUUCCGUUUGUGUUUCAUGUAAUGAAAUUAUUUUGCUUGAAAAACCCAUUAAACAUUUGAAAGAAAAAAUAAUAUUUAGUUUCCCUGCAGAGUGGUGUAACUCACUAAGCAAUCAUUGAUUAUUCAACUUAUUUUAAUUGAAACAGUUGUAAUAGAUGCUAAAAUUGGAUGGAGCGUAUUGUAAAUGUCAAUCAUUGAGGAAACACAGUACAGUACACUAUGUAUCACAUUAAAGGAAGACAAUAUUGAGAGGAGUAAAAGUUUUUCUGAUUACUGGAUAAUAUACAGUAGUUUAUUGGCUGUUGGUCAUUUUCAUCAACAUCUUCCACCUAAUGACAACUGUUCAAAAAAAAAGGGGAUAAGAUGUGCCCAUGCUUAACACUGCAAACCCAGGGCAUUAGCCAAAAAAAUGCAGGAAUAGGUACAGUUCUGGUAACCUGAUUGCCCUGAGGUGUGUUGAAGCCAAUUUUUACAGCUGGAUGCCCUUCCAAACUCCAACCCAUUGGUUGGGAACAGCUGGCAAGGCAGGUACUAUUGCAACUCCCUGAAGAAAUCAAAGACUACCUGCCUAUCUUUACCUGUGGUAAAGUGUAUACUGUGUAUAGGGUAGUUAAAAGAUGGGAAUGUCUUUACCAUAUAUUAUGAUCCAGUAUAUCAGAAAAAUCUUCACACAAACUUGUAACCGUCUGUUUUGCGUGUCUUUACUGGGGGUGUCCUUUCGCACUCCUUUCAAUAAUAUCUUCCCAUAAACUAAGUGGUACAUUAUAAAGGGUAGUCUUGUGUUAAAUUUUACACUUGUCUGGUCCUUUAUACUGAAUCUUCACUGUUGUUCCAUAUGUACAGUAGGUAAUUGUAUACAUAAAGUUAAUAAAAGUUAACCAAAUGUU